Messenger RNA from Bactrocera oleae (olive fruit fly), 1451 nucleotides. RefSeq lists its product as uncharacterized. The record is from RefSeq and is a predicted model, not a curated record. Lineage: Eukaryota; Metazoa; Arthropoda; Insecta; Diptera; Tephritidae.
GUGGGUCUUCUUAAAUAUUGUAUAUGUAUUCACUUUUUUGAUCUUUUGAAAAUUUUAACUGUAUGUAAUCCCAUAAAAGCGCAUUUUUGUGUGAUCGCCUACUAGAAGUCCGAAACCUUGAGUUUGGACUAUUUCAUUAGCCUUUACAGGCAAUUAGUCUUAUAAAGAUUCUGGUUUACAAUUCGGGAAUAUUUUUAUUUUUAUAUGAGAAAUCGGGUAUGAUAGUGACCCCAUCAAUACAAGUAAGAUUUCUGAUUUACCUAAUAUUAAUAUUUUUUCGUCAUUUGCAACAUUAAAGUCCUUUCAAAAUUAUGAAAUAUUUCGAAUUGAUUUCUUUCGAAAUUCUUGCUGUUGUCAAAUUUCCGUUAACUACACAUCUCAAGUAAUCACUAAGUUCAUAGUGCGCAUGUCCUUCACACAUUUCCAAUUCUCAUGACAUUCGUAACUUUGUUCAUGCAUCCCAUACAUAAUGUGAUUGAGCCUUUCAAUGCAAGUGUAAAUAAUACAAAAACUAAAACGGAAGCUGUUUCAGAAAACUUUCACAGAAAAUUGAUAAUUGAAAGUGAUUAGACGAUAAAUUGAAUUUGAAACAUAUCUCCAGUAUCUUAUGCAAUCGUUUAGAGAUGUCGCACAAACAGAAAAUAGCAAUAUACAUGCUUUGGCUGGCAUUGGGAGCAAUGCAAUCAGCUGAUGGACAAUCGAUUUCGAAUACGGUGCAUCGCACGCAAGCUGCCACGGAACGCAUAAAUGAUCUCUCUUGCUACGAAUGUGAUACGAUGGACCAUGGCGAGGCGUGUGUGGAUGUCACAACGCGCAAUCUAACCAAUUUCAUACGCAAAUGUAAGGGUGAGGAAUUCAUUUGUAUGGUUAAGCGCUUUUCAUACACAACCAGCACGGAGAAUUCUACCAGCGCACCGAAAAUGUGGUCGCUGGAUCGGCGCUGCGCUGUGAAUUGUGAGGCCGGCUGCAUUGUGAUCGGUGAGCGAACGAAGCUAUAUGCUUGCACUUCGUGCUGUGAAAAGUCGCUUUGCAAUACGGGACGCGGCCGUGCCGCCAGCACUUUUCAGCGUGUGGAAACGGGCAUUGGCACAUGUUGGUGUGCCGUAUUGGUGGCAACAUUGUUGCAGCGACUAUUUCUGCACAGCAAUCAAUACCUGUUGGAAAUGUGAAACUUAUAACGAAGAGCGAAUAAAUGGUGAAGAAGAAAAGCAGUUAGUCGCAUUAUGCAGUAGCUGGAAAUAAUGUAGAGGAUAUAUGUUCAAAUGAAGGCUCCGCAAGCAACUCUCCUAUAAGCGCCAAAAACUUAAACUAUUUAGCAAAUGUAUACUCAUAACGUGGUAGUUGAAAACUUUUUCCUGUUCAAAUCAGCCAAAUACUUUUGUGAUACCAAAAAGGAUAAUUAAUAAAACUAAUUAGAAUACUAAUUAAAGUUUAGUGUUGAAAUUCCAUAC